This is a messenger RNA of Alosa alosa (allis shad), 742 nucleotides long. Its product is annotated as proteasome subunit beta type-6-B like protein-like. Gene Ontology annotation, molecular function: threonine-type endopeptidase activity. Lineage: Eukaryota; Metazoa; Chordata; Actinopteri; Clupeiformes; Clupeidae. The record is from RefSeq and is a predicted model, not a curated record. The transcript is spliced from 6 exons. Gene Ontology annotation, cellular component: proteasome core complex. The coding region runs from base 66 to 719 and encodes 217 amino acids.
CAGCUGUAGGUCGAUUGCAUGGCAAGCCUUCAAUCUUGAGGAAGCUUACUUGACGGUCACUAAAAAUGGACAGAAAUAUUUCAAACUCAACAGUAAAAGGUGUCAGCACCGGAACUACUAUAUUAGCAGUUAAGUUCAAUGGAGGAGUUAUCAUUGGAUCUGACUCCAGGGCAUCCAUGGGAGGGUCGUAUGUAUCUUCCAAAACAAUCAACAAGCUUAUUCAGGUCCAUGACAGGAUAUUCUGUUGUAUUGCUGGUUCCUUAGCAGACGCACAGGCUGUUACAAAAAUGGCAAAAUUCCAGCUAUCUUUCCACAGUAUCCAGAUGGAGUCCCCUCCUCUUGUGAAGGCUGCUGCCUCUGUAAUGAAGGAGCUGUGCUACCACAACAAAGAUGAACUUCAAGCAGGCUUCAUCACUGCAGGCUGGGACAGGAAGAAAGGACCACAGGUAUAUACUGUCUCCCUGGGUGGGAUGCUGCUCAGUCAACCUUUCACCAUCGGAGGGUCGGGGAGCACCUACAUCUAUGGCUACGUUGAUGCCAAGUACAAACCUGACAUGAGCCGUGAGGAGUGCUUACAGUUUGCCACCAAUGCGAUUGCUCUGGCCAUGGGAAGAGAUAAUGUCAGUGGUGGUGUGGUGCACUUAGUAGUGAUCACGGAAGAUGAAGUCGAGCAUGUGGUCAUCCCUGGAGACAAGCUUCCCAAAUUCCAUGACGAGUAGAAACACACUGUUUAAAAACCAGC